AUGCAACCAUCGGCAGAAUCAGCCGCCAAGAUACCUAAAGUGGAAGUUAGGAGUAGCCGAGGGAGUGGUAUCACUGAGAUACAGCAACAGCAAGUCCAUAUACACCCCAGAAGGGGAGGCAGUCGGGCCGGCUCUACCACACCUAAGAAGUCGACAGUCUCUAGUCCGUCCCAUGGCGUUCCUAAGACGGGGUUGAGGGCUCCUGCUAAGGUUGGCAAGCAGAUAAGGGUGCAGCAUCCACCGCCUGCGGCAGCGCACAUUCGGACGGGAACAGCGAUGUUACAUGGAGGCCAUUUGGUAAAGCAUAAACCACAGACGACCUUAUCGCCGCCGCCUCCCAAGGCCGUUGUCCAUCCAACACGGCACAAGAAGGAAGCAUCGCCUGGCAUGAGCGACGCUGAUAGCAGCGAUGUUGCAGUAGCUCCACCGACGAUGCCAGUUCCGCUACUCGCUGCAGGGAGAGAUCACCAGUCUAAGGCUCCUCAGCCGAAGUCGACGCCCAAGAGCAAACCCGACGAUGGGAAGGAGGUGCCGGUGAGGAGCGCCCAGUCGGCGAUCAGUCGAUUACGUACAAUAGAACAUCUUAGAGCAAAGAGGGCGCAGUUACAGGCUACAAAGGAGGUUUCGACUCCAAAGGCGACUCAUGCUGUCGCAGCAUCAUCUGCGGCUGAGCCUCCCACUCCACAGCCAGCAGCGGUCGAGAAGACCGUACCACCUAAAGCCGUUCCAAAGGCCGAUCCCCCUCGGUUGGGUACUGAUGGGGGAGAGCAGUCACUGACUGAGAGGAUGCUCGAAGCUGUAUUGUCGCAGCUCAUAGAUACUCACAGUCAAUGGUUAGUUGAUCACUGUGGAGUGAGUAGAGAGUCCUUGCAAUCUAGUACCGAGGUAGAUGUUAGUGCAAUGGAUCUAGCCCAAAUCGAGCAGAUGGUCUUUGAUGAGACUUCGACUUUCGAGGCUAAACUCAAGGCCUCGGCAAGUCCAAGGGUACUUGGGCUCCAUAACGAACCAGCCGAAAUCGUAUCUAACUCCCACAUUGUCGAUAGGAGGUCCUUAGAUUCAUUGGUCGAACACAAAGGUCUCACUCAUCGGGUAAACCUCGGUGAGAAGUUGGCGUGUGCCCAGCCCUCUUCUCGUACUCGUCCCAUCGGAAGGGUUUCAGGGCAGGCCCGUACCUGA
This is a messenger RNA of Perkinsus marinus ATCC 50983, 1176 nucleotides long. RefSeq lists its product as hypothetical. The record is from RefSeq and is a predicted model, not a curated record. The transcript is spliced from 9 exons. The coding region runs from base 1 to 1176 and encodes 391 amino acids. Lineage: Eukaryota; Perkinsozoa; Perkinsida; Perkinsidae.